UUUUAUAUUAAUUGCAUUCAGAAAAUUGUGAUUUUACUUUUAUUGUUCAAACUUCAAAGCGAAUUACUUCUCUGUUUCCAAUAAGCUUAUUGGAGACUGGAAAGUUGAAAUCGUGAGAAUAAAAGUUUCCCUAUUUGUGUUUCAUCAUAAACAUUUAUUUUGAAUUAUUUUCUAGUUGCCGGUGACUAACGGUGCAUAUAAGUGACACAUUGAAAAUGGCAAAUUGGGCAGCUUUUGGCUCCAUUAUUCUUCCAAAUGUAGGAGGUUGGGCAAAUGGGAUCUUCUUUGCGGGACAAAUUCGAAAGGAAGAUAAAUCCUGGUAUGAUGAACUCAAGAAGCCUUCUUGGAAUCCACCGAAAUGGGUAUUUGGACCCACAUGGACAGUACUUUACAGUGGAAUGGGAUAUGCUUCAUAUUUGGUUUAUGAAGAGUGUGGAGGUUUUACUGAGGAUGCAGUUUUGCCACUGACUUUAUAUGGAGGACAACUAUUACUUAACUGGGCUUGGACACCCAUAUUCUUUGGUCUCAAGGACUUCAAAUUGGCAUUCAUAGAGAUUUCGGUCCUUGGUGGAGCGGCAGUGGCAACUACAGCUGCUUUUGCUAAAGUGAACAAGACAGCUGGUGCCCUAUUGGUACCCUACUUGGCUUGGCUGGCAUACGCCAGUACAUUGAGCUACUACAUUUGGAAGAAUAACCCUAAAGCGAUCAAGGAUGAGAAGGCCCAGUAGAUGUAAACUUGUUGUCAUAGUCUAAGAGUCAAUAUCACAAACAUUCUUCAUAAGGAAACAAGCUUGACUGACUUUAUCUUAAUUUUGUAAGUGCACAUUAUGUCAGCAGAAGUACAUCUUUUGAAAAUAAUAUUCAAACUGGAUAAGGCUUUUUUAUACUACAUUUUCGAUCAUUCGCAAUAAUUACCUAAAAUCAUUUGAUAUCUAUUUAAAAUAGGUAUUGUUUAAUAUCGGAACUGAAAAACCUAUUGGCUAUACAUAAUUGCCAUACCUUAUGCGCUUAAAUAAACCAGAAAUAAAUUCAUAAAUAAACUUCGUAAAACUGCAUAUAAUGUACUUACUUAUAUUUCUGUAUUUUUCACUAGUCUCAAAAAUCAAAGGUUGUUAAAUGUUAUUUUAAGUUAAGCUAUUUUAAAGUCAUGGACUUCUGUCUUCUUGGUUAUUUGAAAAUCAGUUAUUAUGAAUGUUAAAAAAUAAAAACACCUUUAGUAUUUAAGCAUAAAGUAUUGUUAUUCCACAAUUUUGCAUUUUUACGCAUUCCGCGUCUCAUAGACUAAGACUUUAACUUUUAAUAUUACGUUUUCUUUUCGAAUGUAUUUAUUAAUGUUAGAUAAUAAAUAUUAUAUAAUCAA
Molecule: messenger RNA, 1360 nt
Organism: Pieris rapae (cabbage white)
Lineage: Eukaryota; Metazoa; Arthropoda; Insecta; Lepidoptera; Pieridae
Product: translocator protein
Exons: 5
Coding region: 216-728 (170 amino acids)
Cellular component (GO): mitochondrial outer membrane
Source: RefSeq, a predicted model, not a curated record